Molecule: messenger RNA, 1217 nt
Organism: Plutella xylostella (diamondback moth)
Lineage: Eukaryota; Metazoa; Arthropoda; Insecta; Lepidoptera; Plutellidae
Cellular component (GO): nucleus
Source: RefSeq, a predicted model, not a curated record
UUAGUACUCUUUGCUCUCUAUGUAAUUUUUGACAGUUGGUACACUGCGUUUUCACGCCAUCUAUCGGCUUACCCAAAAGCUCAACUGACAGCUGUCAAGGAAAACGGCUCAUUGUGAUUUAUUCCAUAGAUAACUAUCUUACCGAUUUUUCUAUUUGAACUCAGGAGAGAUGAAACAAGUAUAUGCAGACACUAGUGCUAAAGCAGGACAGACUACUAUUUCGAUUUUCAGUGUCAACUGUCACUGUCAAGCAAAGAGCAAUCAAGCCUCACUGACUGUUUGGUUCAAAAAGCCACACAACAAAAAAUACAGUUUGGUUGUUUCGAUUUUGGUAUUUUUGAAUCGCAAUGGAAUCACAAAAAAGAGAGCGUUCGGCAAAUUUUAAUAAUGCUGAAGUUACUGUGUUAGUAAGUUUGGUAGACAAAUUCAAACAUAUCAUAGAAAACAAAAAGACCGAUGCUGCAACAAAUAAAGAGAAGGAGACUGCAUGGAAGAAAAUUGAGUUAUCUUUUAACUCCAGUGGUAUAACCACAAGUGUCCGCUCAUGGAAAACCCUUAAAUUAAAGUACGAGGGCAUCAAAAAAACCAUGAAGAAAAAGUCUUCCCUGCAAAGGCAGGAGAUGUACAAAACUGGAGGUGGGCCCUCAAAUGCACCUCCAUUUAACGAUGUAGAAGAAAAGGUGUUAGGCAUUUGCUCCAACAUUAAAGGACUGGAAGCACGUCACGAUAGUGACACUAUAAAAAUGCCAAGUGAGGAAGUUAUUUUUGAAACAUUUAAAAUUUGCUCCACUACACCAGAAGAUGAAACAGAGAAUACUACUCAAGCUACUGUUUCAAUACCAGAUAUGAAUGAGUCGUUCAUUCUAGAUGUGAAUGAGGUGCUCAUCCCAGAAAUGAUCAUUGAGGACAAUGAUUCUCAAAAAGAAAAUAAAUGGGACAGAUGGCACCCAAAAACAUUGAAAACCAAGGUGUCGCGUGUUUUAAAACCGGAUGCUACUAAACAAAGUGUAACGUCCAAACUGGAUAAAUUAGGUUCAGCUCGCUUGGAAUUAGUGCAGCUGCAGAUAGAAACUGCAAGAAAUCAUUUUAAAAAUCAAGAGGAGGAACAUAAACUUAAAAUGGAACAUUUAACCAAUGAUGAGAGAAGGAAGGAAGAAAUUCAUGCACUUCUGAUUAAAAAAAUGAGUUGUGGUCCUGCGUCUAGUGACAUGAUUUAG